GCUCAUCAGAAAGCAGCACAGUAACAGUCCCACCCUAUACAUACUGUCCCACAUAGACUGGCUUUGUGUGAUUGGUGUGUUGUUGUGGGCUGGCCCAGCACUGAGCUCAGGUUAAAGUUGCGCAUUCAUGAUUGUUCUCUGGGCUGAGGAGGUGGAAGCUGUGUGUUGUUCUUUGUGAGAGGCUGACUUGGUUGAUUUUUCCUAUCAACCAGUUUUAAUUUUUGAACCAUUUUAUAUUCGCUGCGAGUUUCCACACCUGCCACCAAAAGCUAACAGCUGCUUCCCCUCUACAAAUAUAUACCCUUGCCCUUUAAACAGACUGUGGUAAAAUGUCUCUAACUGUAGCAGAUCUCACCAGAGGAGUGAUGACAGAGUUCCAGGAAAAGCUCCGUCAACAGCAUGAGGAGUCGUUGAAUCGAGAGCUGGAGACCUUGCUUGCUACUGCCAGCAAAUCUGAGGCAGAGAUCACCAGAAAAGAUUUUGAUGGCUUCAAGAAGCUCUUCCACAGAUUUCUGCAGGUUAAAGGUCCUUCAGUUGACUGGGCCAAGAUCAACCGGCCACCCGAGGACUCGAUCCAACCAUAUGAGAAGAUCAAGGCAAAGGGGCUCCCUGGUAACAUUACAUCCUGCCUGAAUAAACUGGUAGUGGUCAAACUGAAUGGAGGUCUCGGAACUAGCAUGGGCUGCAAGGGCCCCAAGAGUUUGAUCAGCGUCCGCAAUGAAAAUACCUUCCUGGACUUGACUGUGCAGCAGAUCGAGCAUCUAAACAACACAUUUAACGCAGACGUGCCACUUGUUCUUAUGAACUCCUUCAACACUGAUGAAGACACAAAAAAGAUCCUGCAGAAAUACACACACCACCGCGUUACCAUCCACACUUUCAACCAGAGCAGGUAUCCAAGGAUUAACAAAGAGUCUUUGUUGCCAGUUGCCAAGUCCAUGGCAACAAGUGGUGAGAAUGCGGAGGCCUGGUAUCCGCCAGGUCAUGGAGACAUUUAUGCCAGCUUCGACAACUCUGGGCUGUUGGACAAGCUCAUCGCAGAAGGACGAGAGUACAUCUUUGUGUCCAACAUUGACAAUCUGGGAGCCACUGUUGAUCUGUUCAUCCUCCAACAUCUGAUGAGCCAGCCAGCGGACAAACGUUGCGAGUUCAUCAUGGAAGUCACUGACAAAACUAGGGCCGACGUAAAGGGUGGAACCCUGAUCCAAUAUGAGGACCGUCUGAGGCUGCUGGAGAUCGCUCAGGUUCCAAAGGCCCACGUCGAUGAGUUCAAGUCUGUCACAAAGUUCAAGAUCUUCAACACCAACAACCUUUGGAUCUCUCUGGCUGCCAUUAAGAGGCUGCAGGAGAAGAACAACAUGGACAUGGAGAUCAUUGUCAACCCAAAGACAUUGGAUGGCGGUCUGAACGUGAUCCAGUUGGAGACAGCUGUGGGUGCUGCCAUCAAGAGCUUUAACAAUGCCAUGGGUGUGAACGUCCCCCGCAGCCGCUUCUUGCCAGUGAAGACAUCGUCCGAUCUGCUGCUUGUGAUGUCAAACCUGUACAGCCUGGACGCUGGCUCUCUGACCAUGAGCAAGAAGAGAGAGUUCCAAACAACACCCCAUGUCAAGCUGGGCAGCAGCUUCACCAAGGUUCAGGAGUUUCUGGCCAGGUUUGAAAACAUCCCAGACAUGUUGGAGCUUGAUCACCUCACUGUAUCUGGAGAUGUUACCUUUGGAAAAAACGUAUCACUAAAGGGAACUGUCAUCAUCAUUGCAAAUCACGGUGACCGGAUCGAUAUUCCAGCCGGAGCGAUGCUGGAGAACAAGAUUGUCUCAGGAAACCUGCGGAUCCUUGAUCACUGAGUUAUCAAGGAUCGUAGAAAAGGAGGACAGCACACACGGCCAUAUGCACCUUGAAGAAACUGGGAAUUGAGAUUUCUGAUUGACAUUCGAUUCAAUUCAAUUCAAUUUUAUCUACAUAGCACCAAAUCACAACAACAGUUAUCUCACAGCGCUUUCCAAACAGACCAUAACUGUCAUUGUGUAAUCAGUUUGUUUCAAAGAGUAAUUUAAGUUACUCUGUACACAUCUGAGUGUUACUGCACAAUCACACCAUAGUCCCAACAUACAGAUUCUUAUUCUCAUCAAUAAAGGGCAUUUUGGAUCAAGUUUCCUAUGGUUUGUCUGUAAAUCCAAAACAAAUUAAACUAUUUUGUAUGUAUUUUAGGUUUAGUAAUAUUUCCUUACGGGAAGUGGCUCAGAUUGAUUGCAAAAAAAAUAAAAAAUAAUCCAAUUGGGUUUCCUUUGUUCCACUUUAAACAAAAGCAGUAUAUUU
Molecule: messenger RNA, 2316 nt
Organism: Menidia menidia (Atlantic silverside)
Lineage: Eukaryota; Metazoa; Chordata; Actinopteri; Atheriniformes; Atherinopsidae
Source: the annotation of a GenBank genome assembly